AUUUAUUCCUCACAUGUUUCUUUCUGAUAGUGUCUGAAGCAGAAAUUUCCAGGGAGGCUGCUGACAUGGAAAUGAACAAGGAAAAGUAUGUGGAAGAGCUGAAGAAAGCAUUGGUGACUAGAGAAGAGUCAGCUGGCAAAUACAACUAUCUGAUUUCAAGAGAUCAAGAAAAUGUGGUGUGUCAGUUCUCCUAUGAAAGAAGUCUGAAGGAUGGCUCUGGUGAACAUCAGUCGGAACCUGAAGAGCAACAAGAAUCCCACCAGUGUUUCUUUUCAGGAACUCCUUUACAGCUCCAGAGGAAGCAUGGAGGUCUACCUGCAAAGUUCAGACUUGGCUCUGUGAAGCUGCAGGAGGUCCCAAGUCCAGCCAAGGUGGUGAAGGAGCUCAUUGGUUACUGCCUGGACAGCCUGGGAAAACUGCAGGCCAAAAAUGAGCACCUGCAGAGAGAAAAUGAAAGGCUUUUCAGCAACUGGAGUGAUGCAGAGCAGAGGCUGGAAAAAUGUGUGGAGGCUAAAGAGAAGCUGGAGGCAGAUCUUUAUAACCGUUUUAUUCUGGUGCUGAAUGAGAAGAAGGCAAAGAUAAGAAACUUACAGAAGUUGCUGAAUGAAGCCAAAGAAUCUGCAGCAGAUGCCAAAUGUACCAGGGAUGAUAUAACUACUACUCAGAUGGUUAUAAAGAGAGAAAAUGACUAUGAUGCCAGCACUGAUGAGGAAAGUGAAAGUUUAACACGGGCCUCAUUACCAUCAGCACCGGAGCGAAGGGAUUCCUCUCUCCUGGGGAGCCCAGGCGUUGCUGACACAGCUCCAAGAAGGAAGAGAAGACAAAGGGCAGCAAAACCUGCUGGUACAGGGCCUAAGGUGGCAUCUUAUGAGGCAGAACAACCACCUGAAGAAAAACCUGACCUGGCCUCACAGAAGACAUCUGGCCAGCAUUCUAUGGAUUGGAACCUGGAAACACUGAAGAACACUUGUGAGCCAGAGGACCUCUUUGACGACAUGUAGCCACAUGUGGGCUGAGAGACAGAGACUGGUACUUCUACCAGAGAUAAGCUGUAAAACUAAAGGCUUUUUUUGUAGAGUAGAGCCAAGAUCUGUGCUCUGAGGUGGUUUCCAGUGGCACACCCCUCUAAACCCUCUUGCACUGCACUUGUCCCCAUUCUUCGCUAUGAGUUUGUAGACCCUGAUAGACCUGAUUUGUGAUGGUCUUAAAAAUGAGUUUAUCCCCUGUGUAGACCUUUUAUCAAGUGUAUAUGGGAAGCGAGAGCACCACUGAGGUGCUUUUUACAUCCUUACAGUCAGUGGCUGCUGACUGUAUUCAGGUUUUCCAGAUGUCCCCAGAGAAUGUCCAACUUUUAACUACUACUGUACUUAACCUUACAUGCCACGCCUUUCUUAGCUCAGCCUAAACAUGAUCCAGAUAAAUCAUCUUCAGCUUUGUUCGAGAUGCAGGUUUAGAAUAGUCUCUUCUGAUUCAGUGCAUCCAAAGAAAUACCUUUUUAUUCAAAGGUUCUCUGCAGCAUUAAUGCCUUAUAAGGUUUUCUUGCUCUUGGAAGUAAAGUGCUUCUAAAGUAGAUAUUGACUCUAUUUUAAGCUUCCGUAGAAACCCAUAGCAUUUAAAAAGAUUGUCAUUUUUGAUACUUCAGCAUUUUCCUUAAGGUGGUUUCUAAAAAGAAAUAAAUAAAAUGCAUUCUAAAAGGACAUCAGUUUUGUUCUUAUUUGCUUAGACACUAUGAGUAAAGACAGAGUUAGCAAAAUGUGUUAAUGCAUGAAGGCAGUCUUUAAAGUCUUCUGUGCUCUGUGGCUUGCAAAGGUCAGUGGUAAAACACCUACUUGGUGUUUCUGAAAUGACCACUUAUUUAGGCUCUGAUUCUGCCAAAAUUCCAUCCUAUAAUUUAUUAAAAGCACCCAUGUCAGUAUUUGCAGCAUCAUGGACUCUUAUAGGAACACAAGGGUCUGGGAAUAUUACAUUUAAGCAUUCCUCCCUGGAAAAAUGGUCACAGCAUUUUGAAUUCACAAAGGGCUUUGGGACAGUGUUAUAAAUCACACAGUAAAAAUAAGAAUGGCUAAAAUAUUUUGCUUGCUAAAAAGGCUUUGUGCCUGAGAAGUGGCAAGGCCACAAAAGCCCUAUUCAUACACCCAUUCAAAAUCUUCCAGUGCUGAUCUGACAGUGCUUUCAGCAAAAGCUCAUGUAUGGUUCCAGUUUUGGAGUGAAUAUGUUCCAUGACUUAACCCGAAGUGGAAGAGCUUGGUUUAAUUGUGCCUGCAGCAGAAAAUGAAGGUAAAUGAAGCUGAACAUCUGACAAAACUCUGCUUUCAGGACGGUGUCGGUUUCUAGUGGCAAAAUGUUGUUGUACAAAUAGGAAAUGUUUCACGCCAUGGGCAGAUGUAAUAAAGUAUGUCAGAGUAUUUA
Molecule: messenger RNA, 2409 nt
Organism: Pipra filicauda (Wire-tailed manakin)
Lineage: Eukaryota; Metazoa; Chordata; Aves; Passeriformes; Pipridae
Gene: XRCC4
Product: X-ray repair cross complementing 4
Exons: 7
Coding region: 66-1001 (311 amino acids)
Biological process (GO): immunoglobulin V(D)J recombination; response to X-ray; positive regulation of ligase activity
Cellular component (GO): DNA-dependent protein kinase-DNA ligase 4 complex; DNA ligase IV complex; nucleus
Molecular function (GO): DNA binding
Source: RefSeq, a predicted model, not a curated record